Molecule: messenger RNA, 2799 nt
Organism: Cryptomeria japonica (Japanese cedar)
Lineage: Eukaryota; Viridiplantae; Streptophyta; Pinopsida; Cupressales; Cupressaceae
Exons: 3
Coding region: 1-2799 (932 amino acids)
Source: RefSeq, a predicted model, not a curated record
AUGGUUCGACCAAGGAAACACUUCUUCGAGACUGAAGAGCAAAGAAAACAACAACAGAGAGAAUAUCAACGAGAAUAUCGUAGGCGAUGUAUGCAACAAAUGAUAGAUGCUCAAAUGGAUGAGUCUACAAGCCAAAUAAAUAAAGAAGAUAGAGAAAGAUGCGCUAAACAUAUAGCAGAAAUGACAAAUGAGCAGUUACAAGGUGAAAUAAUACUAGAGGAAAAUGUUAAUAGGAAUAUAGUCAAUCAAAUACAUGAGCAUUGCUCUCAUUCUAAGCAACAUAGAAACAUAAAUAGAAAUACACGUCAAUGCAUGUCUACGGAGGCUCACUCACAGGAAGUCAUAAGAGAUCAAAAUUAUGCUGAGGUGUGUCCUGUACAUACUGAGGCGAGAGUAAAAAGUAAUCCCCAAAUAGGGGAAACACAACAAAUCAGGGAUCAUGAAAAUAUCAAAAUGAAUGUGCACAAAGUAGCUUUUCAAAGGAAUGUAGAAGAGGAAGGGCCAAGUUCAAUAGAACAUGUUGCAGAAACACCUGAAAAUGUAAAUCAACAGGGACAACAAUUCACUACUGAAUCAUUUGAACAUGACAUCCCAAAUGCCAGUAAAUUACUAGAGACUAAUUUCAUGAAAUUUCAAAUGGCAUUUUGUAAUAAAUUAGAUAGGUUGGCAUCACCAACAAUGUGCCAUAUUUGUCAAGAAUCUUAUAUUGGAAUCAAUGUCUCUCAUAGUCCCCAAGGGCCUAUUUGUACUAGAUGCAGACAAGAAAAAGGCAACCACAGAUUUUCAUCUGAAAAUAAUAUGGAUCCCGGGCCCCAACCAACAGAAUUGGCAAAUUUAUCUCAAGUGGAAGAAAUGCUAAUUGCAUGUGUUAGCCCAAUUUUGCAAGUGACACAUGCAACUAGUGGUCAGUUCAAAUACAAAGGACACACAAUAAGCUUUCCACAGAACAUUGAAAAUAUGGCCAAAAAAUUGCCACAUUUAGUUAAAGAUCUUCCAUUGAUUGUAGUUCGUAGAAAGGAUCAAUGUGGGACAAGCUAUAAUUUCACAGUAAAUAAAUAUCAUGUCUACACAGCCAUACGAUACAAAAUUCAACAUGAUAAGUUUUACUCUGAUGUAAUUGUUGAUGAAAAUGCUCUAGACAAUAUACCACCAAAUUUAGAUCAUAAUGUUUUUAACGAGUUAAGAACUGUGCAUAUGGAGUUUGAUUCUAAUAGAAAUGAAGUUGUUUUUGUGGGCCCCAUUAUGGAGACAGAUGAGAGAAACAUAAUAGAGUGUACAGCAUCGAUGGCAUCCAAACCACCAAAUGCCCAAAGGGAAAUGGAGUUGAUUCAUGCAUGGGUCAACAAUCCUAAUGUAGACCCAACAAUAAUGAUGGAUUGGCCCAUGAUCAGUGCAUCUCCCAUAAAUGAAUAUACAAUGCCAGGAUUGCUCAACCUGACUUUCCCAUCUUUAUUUCUCAAUGGUAAAUGUGAUUGGUUGGAACCGAGACUAAGGAAAUUGCAUCUACAUGAAUUUUCCAAGCACCUCCUACGAUAUAGAGAUAAUAGAUUCGGUAAGCAUCCAAGAUUUCGUUAUUAUAUGAUGAACAUGAUUAUGAGACAUCGAGCACAUAGCUCCACAACUAUUUGUGUAAAAAGAAGUCUGCACGAAAUGCCAAUCACAAUACAGGAGUUGCGUGAACACAUGGACAACACACCACAUUCGCAUCUAGCAGAUAGAUUGAUGCGAUUUGGAACCUGUUUAAGGGGAACAAGAUCUUAUUGGACAAAGUGUCGAGCAGAAUUAACAAACAUGCUUCACCAAGUUGGAACACCAACAAUAUUUUUCACAUUAAGUGCAGCAGACUUGUACUGGCCAGAUUUACAUGCAUUGAUGCCCGGAACACCACCAAGCAAUCCACGAGAAGCACAAUUAUGGAGAAAACAAAAUGUCAUCGAUUAUCCUCACAUUGUUUCACAAUACAUGCAUUCACGAUACUCAACUUUCAGGAAAGAGAUCCUCGACAAGGGCAUGAAUGUCAAAGACUAUUGGUGUAGAUACGAAUGGCAACAUAGGGGAUCCACACAUGUGCAUGGUUUUAUAUGGUUAAAUGGAGCACCAAAUAUGGAUAAUAUUGAUUGGAAUAAUCAAAAUCAAUUGUACUAUGCUGAAUCAUAUCUACACGUUUUAGUUCACGCAUGUAACCCUCGACAAGACACACACCUUCGAAACAUACAGGUAUAUCGAAAUUUCAAUCUACACCCAUGUGUAAAAAACAUAAGACAACUGGCAGAAACUUCUCUCCAUGAUGACUAUGAUGAGAUUUUGAAUACUGUUCAAAGACACACAACGUGUCAAGAGGGUGCAUGUCUAUGCAAAAAAAAAGGGAAAUUGGUUUGCAGGUAUAAUGCCCCAUGGCCGUUAAAUUUAGAAGCUUCUAGAAUUUAUAAAGACUUAGAAAGUGGUGAAAUGAAAUUUGAGCCAUUUAGAAAUGAUGACAGAGUUAACUCAUAUAAUCGAUACAUACUCCAACUAUGGAGAGCAAAUAUUGAUUGGCAACCUGUUAUGUCAAAACAUGUUGUAACUAAAUAUAUUGCAAAGUAUGCAGCCAAAGCUGAAAAAAGCUCAGAAACAUACCAUCAAAUGUUAUUAUGGUUAGCAAAUGUAGAAAAUCCUGAUGAUUUAGCAGCAAAAGCAUAUAGAAGGCUUCUUACCGAAACACUAAUAGAAAGGGAUAUUGGAGCCCAAGAAACAAGUCACAUGCUACUAGAACUUCCAUUGGUACAAAGCAGUAGAAUAUUUGUCAACUUAAAUGUUUGA